Naegleria fowleri is the source of this 2076-nucleotide messenger RNA. RefSeq lists its product as uncharacterized. NCBI's taxonomy places the organism in Eukaryota, Heterolobosea, Eutetramitea, Acrasida, Naegleriidae. The coding region runs from base 1 to 2076 and encodes 691 amino acids. The record is from RefSeq and is a predicted model, not a curated record. Gene Ontology annotation, biological process: intracellular signal transduction; cAMP biosynthetic process. The transcript has 4 exons.
AUGCCUAAGGUGAAUCAAGUGGUGCCAAUAGGUGGUACACAAUACGAUGUCAAAUCGACCUCGGGUCAUCAUCAACAAACACCCACUCAUGGUUCUUCAACUAAGGAUGAUACCUUUUCGUUAACCACCAUGGAUCGACGAUUCUCAGUAACGACCGGCAAGACACUUUCAGACUCUGUUACAUCUCAAACAAUUUUGAAGAAACAAGUAUUUAGCUCACAGACGAUCGUUGGUUUGUUGGAGAAGAUUCCUCUUUCACUCAAAUUAAUUUUGGUCGUGGUCUUUGCAAUAUUAUCUUUGUGUGUUUUUGGUGCCUUAUUAAUCGUUAACUCAGUGAAACAGAUUAACUCAGCUGAUCAAAUCCAAAAUCUGGCAGAAUUUUCAGUUCUCAUCUCGGAUUUGGUGCACUGUAUUCAGAGAGAACGUGGUUCAUCUUCGAUCUAUUUGGGCUCAUCGGGCACACAGUUCGUAAAGGAACUUUCAAAUUAUCGUAACGACACCGACGUUGCCGUUGCCGCAUAUUUAGGACGAACUGUUUCAUUGAAUGCUAUCAUUUCGGAUUCAUCCUCUCGUUAUUUCUUGGAUGCAAGCUCAAAUCUCGAUAAAAUUCAAUUCUACAUCAAUGGCUUGCAGGCAUGGCGUCAAAGGAUCACGAAUUUAAAUUUUACAGUUGCAAAAGUAGCAUUGGAUUACUAUACAAAUUGGAAUACGGCCAUGCUAGAUACGUUAAUAAUCUUGUCAAGCCAAAGUUCUGACUCUGAAUUUGCCAUGGUGCAAACUGUAUUCAACACAUUAACCGAACUGAAAGAACUAACUGGUAUUAAAAGAGCGAUAGGAAGCAAUGGAUUUACCGCAAAGGCCCUCUCCACAGCUAACUAUAAUUAUUUCCUUCAAAUCCAGGCUCAAGGCAAUUUGCUAGAUCGCCAUUUAAAACUGUUGAGCUCAAAAGAUACCUAUACUUUUUAUCAAUCGACUGUGAUGAGCACCCAAGAGGCCUUGAACUGCCAAAUUAUGGAAUCAUAUUUGAUUCAAAAUUACCAGUCUGCAACUCUCUACUCAUCUUCUCAGUGGUUCAACAACAUGACCGUCUUUAUUGACGAUAUGAGAGAGGUUGAAAAUUAUCUUAGAGAAAAAACCCUUGCCCAUGCAAGUGAUUUGAAUAGGCAGGCGACUGGAUCUCUGGUUGCCUUCACAGUGAGUACAUUCUUUGUGACUUGUCUUUCCACUUGCAUUGCAAUCAUUUUCUCAAAAACCAUUGUUGGACCAUGGCAAAGAAUUUUGGCAUUGCAAGAAGACACUGUUUACAAAUUUGUUCCAAAAGAAUUUCUCUCAAUUUUGAACAAGGAUAAAAUCACUGAUUUGAAAUAUGGAGAUUAUUUUGAAAUGGAAUUGGAUGUCAUGUUUGUGGAUAUUCGAAAUUAUACUGGAAUCAGUGAAAAUUUGCAAACAAAAAAGAUUUUCAAAUUAUUGAACAAGUAUUUGAAAAAUGUUGGUCCAAUCAUUCGAAAACACAAUGGUUACAUUGACAAAUAUUUGGGUGAUGGAUUUGUUGCCUUGUUUUUGGAACCAGGUCAUGCAGUCAAUGCAGCAAUUGAAAUUCAAUUAUCGUUAAAGUUGUUUAACGAAAAUCUUGCUCAUAAAUAUCCUCAUGUUGCAGUGGGGAUGGGAAUAACGCGAGGAAUGGUUGCUGUUGGUCUGAUAGGAGAAUCAAGAAGAAUGGAUGCUACUAUUAUAUCAGACAGCAAAUCAUUGACACCACCCCUAUGGUCAGAGAGAGCUUUUUUCAGAAAAAUUGGCAACAUUAUCGUCGCAGGUAAAAGUCAAGCCAUCCAAGUAUUUGAGGUCAUUCCAUUCGAUGACUCGCCAAAGAAGAGUACCAAGGAUUUGUUCGAAAAGGCGAUCGAUUACAUGUAUGAUCGUGAUAAAUUCAAUAUUGCAGAGGCUCUCUCGCUACUCAAACAGAUUCUCACCAUUGACCCAGAAGACGAACUUUGCAAGAUGAGGUUGUUCACCGCAGAAUCCUUACUUAAAGACAGCUCUCAAUGGAGUCACUGUGAUCGACUGACAAAGAAAUAG